UUUUCUUAUUCAUCCGUCUACUAAACUUUAUUUCAUUUAUUCUACAGUGUUUGAUCUACAAGAAGAAGAAAGACUUUUAGUCAACCCUUAACAAAGUUCUGAAAUAUCUGUGAAAGUUAAAUGCUCAACAAUGUGGAAGGUGCCUUGUUUGAUAGUCUCCCUUGUUAUUUUACAAGUUCAAGCACUGGAAUUAUGCCAGACUCAACUUGGAUAUGAAUAUUUCAUUCAGAAUAUCAUGGAAAAUACUCAACCAAAAACUGUUAUUGGUCACGUGAUCAUCGAGGGUGACGUCAGCCAGAUAGAAAUAGUCCAGGCUGAGCAUAGCUAUUAUUCGUUUAACAAUUUAACCCGAAAUGUGACAUUAGAAAACGAACUGAAUACUGAUCAAAACGCGGAAGAGAUACCACCUCUUAUACUUAAUUGUAGAAAAGUUGGAACAUCGCAGCAGGAAUCAGGCUGGCUACAGAUAAUUGUGAAUGUCUUGGUAACUGAUUGGAAUGACAACCCACCAGUGUUUAAUUCCAAACAACAUAAUGUAUCUAUCUCCGAGGAUUCUCCAGUUGGAACAACAGUUUAUUCCGGUAUAAGUGCUACAGAUGCGGAUAAAGAAUUCGGCGGAAACAGCCGAUUGACUUUCCGAAUUAUCCCGAACCAAACGUAUUCUGAUUUUUUCCUAAUGGAAGUGAUAACCAAGCCUAUAAUAACGUUGGGAAAGCCGCUAGAUUACGAAACGAUAACUAAAAUGAUAAUUUUAAUUGAAGCAACGGAUUCGCCAGCUGCUAAUCGAGGCGCUCAACAAACUUCCACGGCAACAUUGACCGUGAAUGUUAUUGAUGCCGAUGAUUUGAACCCAGUGUUCUCCGAGAAAACAUACAGAGGUGUUAUAAGUGAGGACGCUAAACCUGGUACUAUUGUCAAAGUUACGUCUCAGAUUAUAGCACGUGACCCAGAUUCUAUGAAUGUUCCAGUUACAUACAGACUUCUCGAUCCGUAUGACUUUUUCGCCAUUGAUAACACGACGGCAGUCAUUAAGAACAAGAGGGUGUUUGAUGUAGAUGUUCCUACACUCACUGUUGUUGUGUUGGCGUCACAAGUGGAUAAUGCAAAUAGAGAAUGGUUUGCCAUGUUGACAAUCACCAUAUCGGAAGCAAACAUCAAUGCUCCAAGCUUUACAAAAACCAUAUACAAGGUCACGAGGACAGAGCUGGAACCAAUCGGAUCCGUUCUUAUAACAACGACAGCCAAGGACCCGGAUUUUGGUACAGUCCUAAAGUAUGCCAUUGUUGAAAAUAACGAGUUCUUCAGUAUCGACCAAAGGUACGGCAUCGAGAUCCAGAGUAUUGCUCAAGAUGGUGCCCUUAAAAUAAGAUUAUUUGUCGUCAAAACUUACACGGCGCAGACGAGAGUUGAAAUCACCGUUCUAGACGUCAAUGACAACAACCCUAUACUAAAUGUACCAGGUGUAACGUUCAAAGCGGAGAGAGUCAAAGGAUAUGUCAUUACCCAAGUUUCCGCAGAUGAUGACGAUACAAGAAACGUCCUACAUUUUGAACUGAGGAGUAAUACAAAUUUAUUUAAAAUAAACUACGACGGAGAAAUUACUGUUCAAGCCGAACCGGAACAACUCUCAUUGGAUCAAUACUCACUCCUUGUUACGGUUCUAGACGACGGGGAACCCCCAAGGGAAUCCUCGAAACAAAUUGACGUCAUAUUCCCAACUCUUGGCAGUUCGUCGCGACCAGUUACGACACCGGCUGUUACCAAGACAACUGAGGGAAAACCUCGAGAAGAAGUAACGGUAACACCGACAUCAGAUGGUGACAAUAUGCUAACUAUUGUUAUGGGAGCGAUUGCUGGGGUGCUCAUGGUUGUUAUAAUAAUACUCAUCGUUUACAUUGUAUGGAAAAACAAAAGGACAAAAGAGGAGCUGGACAGAGCGAGGGCUCCUAGAAGUCAUGCAGCUCAAGGACUUACAUAUCGACAAGCGGAAGUACCAGAUGACCUUCCGAAAAUGGAUUUAAGUUACGCAGACGACACUGAUGGUAUUUCCGAUUUCGGAGCAACAACUAUUCAAGAAAAUCCGCUGAGGAAACCUGGUGUUAACCAAGGAUAUUUACAGAGUAGUGGAUCCGAAAUGGAUCGUGAUGUCAGUGAGAUUGAAGUAGAGACUGCUGUCGUUCCGUAUGACGACGAUUAUGGAUAUCCGUCAAAUCACGGAACUUUCCGAACAUUUCACGGAGAUGAUACGACGAGUAACGAGUCUAACCACAGUGAUAGCACCGGCGGUAGCCAACGGGUUCUAGUAAAUGGCAAUAAAAAAGAUGUGAAUAAAAUGACGAGUUGGGACAGUGACGAUAAAAUACAUCCCCAGGGUGCUGAGAAAUUGUUAGAUUCCAAAAGUAGUACAGCCUCCAGGACGAAAAAAGAACGACCGGAAAUAACAGUUUAUUUCUGAUACUUGUAAUAAUUAUGUGAUUAUUUUUGUUAAUAAUACUUAUAAAACCAUAUCAAAUUGUUUUUCUUUUUCUAAAAAAUAUUCUUUAUGUUAGUAGAAAAAAAAUAGAAUUUAUAUUUUAAAUACAUGUACUUAAUUUUAAGAAAUCAAUUAAGACAUAUUGAAGAUAAAUGCCAGAAAGCAAAACACGGCGAUAAUGCUCAACAUAUCAUAAAUUACUCUUUUUAUUCUGUAACAUAUGAAACAACAUACAUACGAAAGACUAUGAAUCCAGUUUCAUUGAAAAAAAAAAUCUCUAUUCUAAUAAAACUAAAAAUCCGAAGGUUCAUUCAAACCUGCAUCAUUUUCAAUUUUCCUUUCCUGGGCAUUCUUUUAGUUUUCUAUUUUUUAUAUCUUACGUGCUUGAUUUGAUACAUUUUUGUUGUUUUUGUACAUUCAUAUUUCAUUUGUGUACAUAUAAAAUCAUUUAUAAAUACUCAGAAUUAAUUGAAAAUUUACAGCAAUUUUAAGUUACCCUGUACAUUGUAUUUUGAACAUCUAUUCCGAUCAUGUAAGUAAGUUUUUGUAUACAUUUAUACAUUUAUCAAUAAUAGUGUUUUGUUUAGCUGAAAUUACUGUUACAUUUCAUUGUCUAUUUCUUAGAUAUAUUUAUGCCAUUUUUAUGAUAUUAAUGCAUUUGAACGUAUGCUGUGUUUCAUUAAACAAUCUGCCCAUAUGGCAAUAUCAUUAGCAUAAUGUGAUACAUGUACAAACAUUUUGCUCUUCCAUUAUUGACAGAGGUAUGAACAUAAAUUUACAUCACAGAACUUCUGAUUGACUUAAUUUGGUAAAAUUCGUAACCAUUGUUGACAAACAAACUUCAUUAUAAAUUCUUUAGCCUGAGAUUCAGGCUUUGAUAUUUAAUCUUAUUAAUAACAUACGAGCUAUUUCCUACUAAUUCGUGUUUUUGAUGUCGAUUUGCCGAACAGAAGCACAUAAAAUCGAAAGACUAAAAUCCAGGCUACAAACUCUUGGUUAUUAUGAAAUUUGAGCUUUUGCUAAGAAUAAACUCAAAGUUAAAAUUGAAAAUCCUUUAUACAUUCCUUGUACUUAGAUAUUUUUUCAAUUAAGAAUAUGAUUUUUCUGUUGUAAUCUACGCAUACAUACAUUAUCUUGCCAAAAAUAAAUUGUGUCAUUGUUUAUAUUAAAGUCAUAUCAUAAUUCCGAAUGUUAACAUUUUGUAUUUCAUGUUUCACCUUGUUUUAAUGGAUGUAUCUUUUAAGUUGUUUUCAUUACGGAAUGAUACAGCGAGAUCGGAAAUAAAGAGAUAAUAUUAUUA
Molecule: messenger RNA, 3773 nt
Organism: Ruditapes philippinarum (Manila clam)
Lineage: Eukaryota; Metazoa; Mollusca; Bivalvia; Venerida; Veneridae
Product: cadherin EGF LAG seven-pass G-type receptor 2-like
Exons: 18
Coding region: 131-2455 (774 amino acids)
Biological process (GO): homophilic cell-cell adhesion
Cellular component (GO): catenin complex; plasma membrane
Molecular function (GO): calcium ion binding; cadherin binding
Source: RefSeq, a predicted model, not a curated record